AUAUUUACUGAAUGCUUGAAUGAGUAUUCCUCACCGGUAGAACCAGAGAACGCUAAUAGAAGGAAUGUCCCGUUACCGUGUAGCUUCUGUACACAAGCUCCUCAGAAAUAUCGUGGGCAUCAACACCACCAACAUUACUUCCCUCGCUAGAGUACCUGCUGUACAUGGCCUCGUCCGUCACGGUUUUCUUCAGCCAUGGUCAUUUUCACCUCUUCGAUUUUGUUGUGGCAAUCAUAUCCCAAAUAUCAACCCUGUUGCCCUACAGAUGAUUGAUUACGCUCUUGGCCUUGUCCGCUCCAACAAAACUGAUGAAUCGUAUGCGGAAGCUUUACUGGUUCUGGAGCAGGGUCUAUAUUCUCAAUCACAACAAGGAACAGAUGCUGCUACUAUAGAGACUACAAAGGGGAUUGUUUUACUUGCUAUUUCUAGUCUAUUAUCUGAAAGGGGGAAUACUGAUGAAGCUAUGCGACCCUUGCUGAUGAUACAAGAUUUAACUAGCUCUUCUCUUGGUGUAAGAGUUGCUGCAAUGGAAGCACUUGUUGGCCUCAAUCUAGAACUUGGUUUGGAUGAUACCUCGUCAGUGCUAGCAGAUAAAUGUUUGAAACUAUUGGAGCAUGAAGGCUUGGAGACUGGUGAUGAGUGUGGUUACAAAGUAUUUAGUGCUCGUUCUAAAGCAAUUAAAGGCUUGGUUGAGCUAGUUCACGGUGAUAUUGAAUCAGCCAAGGUCUUCUUUGAAGGAUGUCAAGAUGAGAACUGUAUUGGUAAUGCAUCUCUAUCAUACGGAGAAUUCUUGCAUGCUAAGCGGGACUUCAACGCAGCAAAGGAGUUGUAUCAGAAGGCGAUUGCUGAAUCAUCUGAGAAGAAGGAUUUCAGUGAUCCAUAUGACUUUGGGGCAUGCAAUAUGUCACUACAAGAUGUUCUUUUGGCAGCUACAUGUGCUUUGGGUCAGCUUGAAUCACAUUUGGGGAAUUUUAGUGAUGCAGAGGAGUUAAUGAGCAAGGCAUUGAAGAAAGCAGAAGAACAUUUUGGCACACACCAUCCUAAAGUGGGAACUGUCUUAACUUGCAUAGCUCUCAUGUAUCAACAGAAAUCAACUGCAGAACGCUCAAGUUCUCUUUUAAUACAAGAGGGACUCUAUAGGAAGGCGAUAGGUCUACUCAAGGCUCCUGCAUUAGAGACAGAUGAUGCAGAAGCAAAUUUGGAGCAUGUACGAGAAGAUGUCGAUAAAAGGGAUAUAGUAGCCCUUGCCAGAGGAGGGUAUGGUGAUGUACUUUGUGUUCAGCAAAAAAGAAAUGUUGAAGGAGAAAGAAUGAAGAAAUGGGCAGAAGUUUGGUGGAGAAAUCGUCGGCUAUCACUGGCUGAAGCACUUGAUAUGUCUGAGUCUUCUUCAAAAGUCAUGGUAGUUGAUACUCGGAUAUGCAGAGCUCUCUAGGUCCUGACAUUUUCUUCUGUAGUGUAUGAUCUAUGAGUCUCCUGAUACUGUACAAAAUAAAUCAAGCAACUAAAUUGCUUUGCUGCCUGAUUGUACCAUUCUGUUAUAAGGGUACAUGAGAACUUGUGUUUUGUAUAAUCCCUCUCCAAAAGUAGAUGAAAUUUAGGGUGUAGUAAACAUUGGAGAAAAUCCCUGAUGGUCUGUUGAAGAUUAUGUAGUGUCUGAAGUCUGUUAACUAUAGAAAUGAAAUAUUGACAUCUAAUUUCAA
This is a messenger RNA of Spinacia oleracea (spinach), 1700 nucleotides long. RefSeq lists its product as uncharacterized. Gene Ontology annotation, cellular component: mitochondrion. Gene Ontology annotation, molecular function: protein binding. Bases 65 to 1432 code for a protein of 455 amino acids. The record is from RefSeq and is a predicted model, not a curated record. Lineage: Eukaryota; Viridiplantae; Streptophyta; Magnoliopsida; Caryophyllales; Amaranthaceae. The transcript is spliced from 12 exons.